ACAUUAAUUGCAACUCUGUGUAUAACAGCUGGCAAUGCAUUUUCUGCAUUACAAAUUUUCUAGGAAAUUUAAAAAACAUUAAGCCCAUUUAUAAACAUACAUCUAUUACUUGUUGUGCAUAGUAAAUGUUAUAGCUUUUCAAAUAUUAUAAAUAUAAAAUUUGAAAGAAGAAAAUUUGAUUGUGUUGUCACACAAUGUCCCUUAAUUCGGGCUGCACUGAAAAUGAGCGUAAUAAAAUACCAAGGAUCAUGACGUUCCGUCCCAGCUACGAGGAAUUCAAGAAUUUCUCGAGUUAUGUCGAAUACAUGGAAAGUCGUGGUGCAAACUUAGCAGGACUAACGAAGAUUAUACCACCACCAGAAUGGGUGCCACGGAAAUCCGGUUAUAAUAUAGACAAUAUAAAUAUGACAAUACCCGCACCAAUUUGUCAAGUAGUGUCAGGAAAGCAAGGUGAAUAUCAGCAAAUCAAUGUCCAGAAACGUUCUAUGACUUUGCGACAAUUUAAAGAAAUGGCCGAGUCGGAACGUUAUCAAACGCCACGACAUUUUGACUACGACGAUUUAGAACGAAAAUAUUGGAAAAAUGUAACAUAUAUUGCACCAUUUUAUGCGGCUGAUGUAAAAGGUUCCUUAAGUGAUCCGGAUUUGCGAAUUUGGAAUAUAAAUUGUUUAGACACAAUACUGAAUUACGUGAAUAAGGAUUACGGCAUUGAAAUUGAUGGUGUAAAUACAGCGUAUCUGUAUUUUGGUAUGUGGAAGAGCUCUUUUGCCUGGCAUACGGAAGAUAUGGAUUUAUAUUCAAUAAAUUACCUGCACUUUGGUGCACCAAAGACUUGGUAUGCAAUACCACCCGCAUAUGGUCGGAGAUUAGAAAAGUUGGCGAAUCGACUUUUCUAUGAAAACUAUCAAAAUUGCAACGCAUUUCUGCGUCACAAAAUGACACUGAUAAGCCCACAAGUAUUGCGACAGAAUAAAAUACCGUUUAAUAAAAUUACCCAAGAAGCUGGAGAAAUUAUGAUAACAUUUCCUUUCGGCUAUCAUGCUGGUUUCAAUCAUGGUUUUAAUGGUGCAGAGUCAACUAAUUUCGGUUCUAAGCGAUGGAUUGAAUAUGGCAAGCGUGCCAGCAUUUGUAAUUGCCGAAAGGAUAUGGUGAAAAUAUCAAUGGAAACAUUUGUACAUCGUUUCCAACCAGAACGUUAUGAAAACUGGCUAAAAGGUAUCGACUAUGGUUGCCAUCCAGAAGAACCUGGGAAAAUUUGCGCUGCGCCUCCACCCACAAUCAACAAAUAUUACUAUUCUAAGAGAAGACAGUCUGAAUCAAUGGAGUCGGUAGCAUCACAAUGUUCGACGUCAAAAGCUAAGGAUUCCAAUCAAAAGCGUGGUUGUACCUCACUUGCUGUGCCAGAAGACGCCACCACCAAUGCGUGCUUUGCCAAAGUGCCGAAAAUUAUAUUAACGAAAAUAGAUAGCGCAAGCAGCAAAAAUCUAGACAUUAAUGCCAUAGCAGUGAUGCGCUUUAAAAAACUUUGGAAUAACAUACCAUGCGAAAAGGAAGGUAAGAAUCUGCUAACCAAUGGCAUAAUCAAAAAUACCAAAAGAAUGCGUUUUCAAACGAAAACUAUAAAGCUUGAUGAUGAGGACUAGUCUCGCGUUAUAUUUUUAUUUUAUUUAAUAUUACUUUGAUUACUUAUUUUAUAUACUUAUAUGUAUAAAUGAAUGAUUUGCUAUGCCAUGAGACUGUCGUCACCUCGAUUAGAUUAGUAAAUACAUAUAUGUAUAUGUCAGCAGUUCUAACAAAAAAGCGCAUUUUUAACGGUAAAAAUGCUAGGAAUCCUACAAAAGCCACUACAUUAUUCGCGCUUUUUGAUAUAUUUUAUGUUUUUUUAUGUAGUCUUAUAUGAAACUGCUGACAUUUAUUUAGAAUUAACACUAAUUAAUAUUACGUUUAUGUGUAAUUAUCAAUUCCCUUUCCAUUUGUUAAACAAAUCUGCAAUUGCAGGCAAAAUAGAAUUUAUUUCUAAAAGGUUGUUCACAGUCUAGUCUUGGCAGUAAUUUUCGCUAUAGUCGAUGACCUUACAAAAUUUUCCAUUUUGAGCAAUAUUUUAUAUUUUCUAUUAUACAUACACUUUUUUAUGUUUAUUGGAGUCUGUGAAUUUCCUACGUGUUAUUAUUUAACAAUUCUAUUUAAAUUUAAUAAAAAUACAUAUGUAUAUAUUUACAAAUGUAUAUUUAAAUUUAGUACUUUCAAGCAGAAACCAUAUGACAUGACAAAAAAUAAAUAAAAAAUUACAGUUACGGAUGUAAACAUUAGUACUCUGCACAGUGCUUCAUGAAAGUGUUUGUAUAUAAAGCAUAUGUUUAAAAUUUAUGUAAUUAAGUUACUUAAUCCUUGCGAUUUCUACACAACUAAUUUUUUUAAAGAAAACGGAAAAAAAAACAAUUAUAUUUCUUAGCAUAAAAAACUCUUACCUAGCUUCGACUGUUUGGUCGACCAAAAUCAUAUAUUAUUAAAGGGUCUUUGGUUUAUUUAGCUAUUUAGAGUGAUAGUACAUGUAGGUACUGUGUUUCAAUACUGAAAUGAUGGUGCUUCAAGGCUGCAAGGAGAAUCCUGCCCGAUACAGACAUUCAAGAUCCGCGGUUGCUUGGGACAGUAUUUGUGUGAACGCGCCAUUA
This is a messenger RNA of Bactrocera oleae (olive fruit fly), 2672 nucleotides long. RefSeq names its product Lysine demethylase 4A (gene Kdm4A). The record is from RefSeq and is a predicted model, not a curated record. Gene Ontology annotation, molecular function: histone H3K9 demethylase activity. Gene Ontology annotation, cellular component: nucleus; chromatin. Gene Ontology annotation, biological process: chromatin remodeling; regulation of gene expression. NCBI's taxonomy places the organism in Eukaryota, Metazoa, Arthropoda, Insecta, Diptera, Tephritidae.